AUGAUCCCCAACCAGCUGAAGGUCAGCUCUCCAGUGUACAGGCAGGAAGAAGACAAAAUGGAUAGCAGGACUGGCUUUGAGCAGGACAGAGGCCAUGCCACUUCAGGGCAUGGCCAGGAGCUGAAUUCGGAGCCCUGUUUCCAGACUGACUCUCUUUUGCCUUCCUCCAAUGCAUCCCUCAUAUCACAGUUCCUCAGCCAUCCAAUGUUUGGCAGGAGCCUGGACUCCACCAUCCUUUUCCCUUCCUCUCAGGCAGUGGCCCUGCCUCAGGAUGAGCAUGGUGCAUCUCCUGGAGAAGGAGCGCAAGCCUUGGCUUUCCCCAGAACCCGUGCCUCGGCUCCCAUGCCCUGUGCUGGUGAUGGGGACCAGCUCUCUAACCAGCACCUACGAGCCAAGAGGGCCAGAGUGGAGAGCAUCAUCCAAGGCAUGAGCCUCCCACCAACCCCUCAGGCAUUUGGCACCAACCUGGAGGCAGCUUUUAGGCAUGAGAAGGAGAGGGGUGGUGAGAUGCCCCAGGAGAACAAGAGGAAGCCAAAGAUGCCCCAGCAGGGUCUGGGAGUGGCUGGACGAGUGGCCCCCAUGGGUGGCAGCUCCCAUGCCAAGGGCUGCCAGCAGCUGAAGGAGCAGCUCUGCUUUUUAGAGCAGCAGCUGAGGCGGCUUCAGGAAAAGUUCUACCAGGUCUGUGACUCUGGGGAUGCUGCCCAAACCCAGGAAGAUUCUGAGAAAGUGCAGCCACUUCCUGAAAGACCCAGAGACAGACUGGACAAGGACAGUGCCACUGUCACCAGCAACCCCUGCAAAGCACCUCUCUGGAGGAGCAUCCGGGAGGUGCGUGGGCUGGAGGAGGACAAGGACAAAUGUGACACAGGUGGCCUGCCCACAGCAGUGAGGGUCCUUUCACAGGCACUGAAGCAUGAGCUGGCUGGGGUAACAUCCCAGGUGGUGGACUCUGUCCUGAAGACUGUCUGGCCAAAGGCAGCCAGCCACCUCCAGCAGCAGCACAACAGCUGCCUGGUGCUGGGGCCAGAUGCCAGGAGAGAGUAUUUUGCUGGUGGGAAAUGCAGAAAGCAACUUGCUAAGCCAUCUCCCAUGAACGCACCAGGCUCACUGGGCUUAGCCCAGGCUCAAGUCCUGUCAGGAGCUUUGGAGAAGAGCCCAGGCUCUCAUGCUGGCUCCUCCAGUUCAAAGGGCAUCAGAAAAUCCUCUCAGAUACCCAGCAUGGGUUAUUCACUGAGCCCAGUCACCCCUGUUCAGGACAGCCAGCUGUUGAGCCAGCUGUUGGACUACGGCCAGCACAGCCUCUGGGGCAGCAAGUCUCAUGGGAGCCCAUCUGCUCUGGAGAGGGGUCCUCCAGAGCCCCUCAGCUUGCACUGGGGAACCGUCAAACUGAGGUCCUCGGUUGAGGCACUGACCCCCAGCCACCUGAAGAAGGCCAAGCUGAUGUUUUUCUUCACUCGCUACCCCAGCUCCACUCUGCUGAAGACCUACUUCCUUGACGUGCAGGCCAGAAUUGUGUGGCUGGGUUCAUGGGGUCUCAGGCAUAGGGAGGCUCCAAGCUGACAUAACCCAUCCUCCUUCUCUCUCUGGCAGUUCAGCCGCUGCAUCACCUCCCAGCUCAUCAAGUGGUUCAGCAACUUCCGUGAGUUUUACUACAUCCAGGUGGAGAAGUUUGCCCGACAGGCCCUGCUAGAGGGUGUGGUGGAUGCUUGCACUCUCCAGGUCUCCCGCGACUCAGAGCUCUUCCGUGCCCUCAACAUGCACUAUAACAAGGGCAAUGACUUUGAGGUGCCAGGGCGGUUCCUGGAGGUGGCCAGUGUGACGCUGCAGGAGUUCUUCAGUGCCGUCAGGGCGGGCAAGGAUGCCGACCCCUCCUGGAAGAAACCCAUUUACAAAAUCAUUUCUAAACUGGACAGCGACAUCCCGGAAGGGUUCAAAGCUGCCGGCUGCUCCCAGGAACUGCUCCACAGCUGA
Molecule: messenger RNA, 1971 nt
Organism: Myiozetetes cayanensis
Lineage: Eukaryota; Metazoa; Chordata; Aves; Passeriformes; Tyrannidae
Gene: PROX2
Product: prospero homeobox 2
Exons: 4
Biological process (GO): regulation of transcription by RNA polymerase II
Cellular component (GO): nucleus
Molecular function (GO): DNA-binding transcription factor activity, RNA polymerase II-specific; RNA polymerase II cis-regulatory region sequence-specific DNA binding
Source: RefSeq, a predicted model, not a curated record